Malurus melanocephalus (red-backed fairy wren) is the source of this 3114-nucleotide messenger RNA. It is a transcript of the gene OTUD3, whose product is annotated as OTU deubiquitinase 3. Bases 67 to 1203 code for a protein of 378 amino acids. The transcript has 8 exons. The record is from RefSeq and is a predicted model, not a curated record. Gene Ontology annotation, molecular function: cysteine-type deubiquitinase activity. NCBI's taxonomy places the organism in Eukaryota, Metazoa, Chordata, Aves, Passeriformes, Maluridae. Gene Ontology annotation, biological process: protein deubiquitination.
CGGAGCCGUGCUCACGUGAUCCGUGCCGGUGUGGCGGGCGCGGUGGCCGCGGUGGCCCCGGCGGGAAUGUCCCGCAAACAGGGGGCCAAGGCCCGGCCCGCCCCUGGCGCCAGGAAAGGCCGGCGGCCCCGGCAUACCCCCGCCGGACCGGCGCCGGGCCCCGCUCCGGGAAACACCGGCGGCCUCGCCGGGCAGCUCCGGGCCCUCGGCCUCAAGCUGCGGGAGGUGCCGGGAGAUGGCAACUGCUUGUUCCGGGCCCUGGGGGACCAGCUGGAGGGGCACUCCCGGAACCACCUGCGGCACCGCCAGGAGACCGUGGACUACAUGGUGAGACAACGGGAGGACUUYGAGCCCUUCGUGGAGGAUGAUGUGCCCUUUGACAAACACGUUGCCAAUUUGGCCAAGCCUGGUACUUUUGCUGGCAAUGAUGCUAUCGUGGCCUUUGCAAGGAACAAUCAAAUUAAUGUGGUUAUUCAUCAACUCAACGCUCCACUGUGGCAGAUCCGGGGCACGGACAGGAGUGACAGCAGGGAGCUGCACAUCGCUUAUCGUUACGGGGAGCACUACGACAGCGUCAGGAGGCUCAACGACGACUCGGAGGCRCCGGCCUAUCUGCGCAUGGAGAUGCUUUGCAAGAACGAUUCAAAUAAGGCAGAGGAAGUGAAGCCACAGAAGGAUGACUCUGAAGAUGAGACUGAAGUGGAGGUGGAAGAUGCUGUACAAAAAGUGUGCAAUGCAACUGGGUGCUCAGACAUUGAUUUAGUGAGCCACGUUCUGGAAGUGGAGGACUACGAUGUGGAAUCUGCAAUAUUUGCCAUCUUGCAAGUGAAGGAAGAAGAAGGAAUAAGUACCGAGGAGCAGCAGGAGCCCCUGGGCAGGGAUCACAAUUCCUGUAGUGGAACACUGUGGAAGGAGGAUGGAACUGGUUCAAGAAUCUUUGGAAAUCAGAGCUUGCAUCAAGGUGCAACAGAAAACGCCAAGGGACAGGCUGGAUCCAGGGAGGAGAGCCGAGCCAGCAGGAACCCAAAGGUAGCCAAGAAACAAAGGAAGGAGCAGCAGCGGCUGGAGAAGAAGAAGCGKCAGGAGGAGAGGCACCGGCAGAAGGUCCUGGCCACCAAGAGGGACUGUGCAGACAGCAGGACAGAGACAGAGMCAGCCAACCAUGUCACCCUGGUGAAAGCCAUGGCAGCCCUAAACAUAUGACUCAGUGCUCUGCUGAGAAAAGCAAAUAAAACAUGAAGACAAAAUUCCCCCAGGAGAAUUUCCAGGCAACCAUGGUUAUCUUAAAACCCAUCUCUGCCAGGAUGCCCAAGCACAAGAGAACUUCCUCUUCCUUAGGUUGUGGGGAGGACAAUUGCUCAUUGAUUCUGCAUCAACCUGUGAUGAGAAGAGUUGUUUGAACUUAACAGGAAAUAGAGACUUGGGUCUGUUAAUCUUGGAGUUAGAUGAAGGUGAGAACACAUAAUGGUGUCAGAUUUGUUUUGACAUCUCUUGAUGUGCCUGGUUUUUGUUUUGUUUGUUUGCUUGUUUUUGUUUUUGGUUUUUUUUGUUAUGCUUGGAGUAGCUUUAUUUUACCUUGCUGUCAGGGAAAGCUUACCAAAUCUCAGCUCAGGAAUAUCUCUGGUGGGUCUUUUUCUAUCUAAAUUUAUAUAAAGAAAGGGAAGAGAGUCCCAGAAUCCUUUCCAAUGCAAAGUGUGUCAGCCAGCUCUGUCUCACACAUGACAUUCCUCUUUUCUUUGCCAUGCAGAAAUGCAGUGACAAAUUCUAAUCUCACUAGAACUGCUGAUAUUGCACUGGGCUGGUUCAGAAGUGAUUAAUACAURGAGGGAGAUUGGGUUGCUGCAUCCAUGGGGUUUGGGAUCAGCUGAGACCUGUGGAGUGAAAAAUACCCACCCAAAACAAUAAUCCCAUAAACUGAUGAGACUGCAGAGCCAAUUCUUCUGAUUUGCUAAAAUGUGACAGGAACAGGCAGGAGAUUUCUGGUGAGUGUUGUUACUUAGAUACCUGGAAUCUCAUCCCCUUUGCCAUAUUCCUGAGUUUUUGGGCUUCUCCAGGGCUUUAGUCCAAGCCAGGACCUUGAUAGGUGUUAGUCUCCAAAUGAAAUCAGUAGAGCCAAAGAACCAAGAGUCCUGGGAACAAGCUUCCUAGCAGCAGAUCCCUGGGAAACCUGCCUAUUUCACUUCAUAAAUCAAGAUUUUUUCCACUGGUUUUUUCAUCUUAAAUUCCAUUUUAGUGAGGUCACCAAGUAGGAUGUACAUCUUGACUCCUGUGAUGUUUUCCACUGUAGAACUGAGAAUUUGGAGCGAGGUGAAAGGAUUGUGGGACUCAGCCUUUGAUUUAUGGCUCGCAGUGUUUCAGUUCCACUCAGGUUUUUGGGCUUCAAGCACUAAGCUUGAAGAAAGCACAUCUGCACUUACACAGGAGACACCUCAUCAGCCAGGGCAGAGGUGAAAGGGAUUUUUGAAAAGUAAGGAGUGUUACUCUUGAAAAAUUUCUGUGCUUUGAAGUUUAAAUCGACAUGGAAAUAUAAAUGGUUAUUUUACUGAGCUGCCAAGAACUGAGCUGGUACUUUGUGUGCUCUGCUGCUGUUAAUUGAAGAAUAAAAAGAAGGGAGCUCUCCUGGAAGAACUGGUGGUGUAGAAAUUCCUUUUUUCUCCAAUAUAGUAAUUUUUAUAGUAGAGGGAAGAGAAAGUGCAGGCUCCUUCAGGGGGUGAUGAGUUGUGACAACAGCUUUGGCAAGGCAGUGCAGGUGAAUGUGUCACCCAUGUCCUGCCCUGUCCUGUAUUUUGGUCUGGAAGUCAGGUGUGUUCUGCAGGUUUAAAAAGAUAAGAUUUUGCAGUUGUGAACUGUGAAUAAGAGGUUUGAUCUCAAUGAAUUGGGGUUUUGUGCUCUGGAGCCAGAGCUGAUAAGAGAUUCGUUGUUGCCUGGAGCCUGAGAGCUGUGAAAGGAGUGUCCUGGAAGCUGAGGAGGGAACUCAGACCUUACCCCAUCGUGUGCAGGAUGAAAGGGGGGGUCUGCAACCUCAGCACAAAGAGCAGAGGGAGACACUGGCCAGCAACUCAUGGCCUCUGAUAYCUGGAACCAAACCUGGGGCUGAAAAUGCUUUAAUUUCUG